GGCUUGAAGUCACUGCUGCUCAGACAUCUGUGGCCUUCAGACACCGACAGCUUCUCUCUGGCCAGCUAAUUUUAGUGUGAUUCUCCAGCCCUAAAACAUCUUAGGUUCACUGUGAUCCUUGGAGACUCCUCUGCAUUUGAGCUGAGAUGGAAUCAACCACAGUUAUGACAGUGGCAACACCAACCAUAGACUACUGGUCAUACUACGGGUCUCAAACCCCACCUGAACCCUGUGACAGAUCUGCUGAGAAUAUUUUUGGAGCUUACCUAUCCACGCUCUAUUACAUUGUCUUCUUCUUCAGUGUCUUUGGUAACAUAUUGGUCCUGGUGAUCAUCCAUCGGUUUGAGAGGCUGACCACUGUGACCAACAUCUUACUACUGAACCUGGUGUUAUCAUCCCUGAUCUUCGUGAGCAGCCUCCCCUUCCUGGCAGUCUACCAGCAGCUGACCAACUGGAUCUUCGGCGACGCCAUGUGCAAGAUUGUCGGCAGCGUCUACUACCUGGGCUUUUACAGCUCUGUCCUCUUUCUGACUCUUCUGACCUUUGACCGACACCUCGCAGUCGUGUACUCUUUGGGUGCGCCCCGAAUGAGAAAUCGGCGCUAUGCGAUCAUCUCAUGUGGCGCGGUGUGGCUGGUCAGCGGCCUUGCGAGUAUGAAAGAGAUGCUUCUCCAUUCCGCGGAUGUUAAUCCCAUUGACAACAACACGUACUGCCAGGACAAUGGGAGGAACCUUUAUUCAGUUCACGUGGAUCGCCUAAGGGAAUCUGGAUUUUACAUCCAGCUCUUCCUUUUCUUGAUCUUCCCUCUGGUUGUUGUUACCUACUGCUAUGUUAGGAUUGUGAUCACUGUCCUGUCAUCCAAAAUUGUAACCAAGUUCAAGACGGUCAGGUUAAUAUUCUGUAUUGUCCUGUUGUUUUUUGUGUGCUGGACCCCUUACAACGUUGCACUGCUGUUGCAAUACCAAGCCCCGAAGCAAGAAGGAGGAAAUUGUGAGGAUUUGGCAAGAAUGUCCUACACUCUUCAUUUCACUCGUAACCUUACCUACAUCUACUUCUGCAUCAGUCCCAUCUUUUACACAUUUGUAGGAAAAAAGUUCCAGAACUAUUUCAGACUGAUGCUGGUGAAACGUUUCCCAAGUUUAAAGAAACAUGUUUCAGUCAGUCACCACAGUGCGACCAAUAUGUCUACAAAAAGUACUGGUAAUGGGCUUUAAGAAGGGAAAGGCUUAGUUGAUAUGGUAUGAAAGGAGAGAAGAAAAUAUGUCAGAAUUCAGCAGCAUCCUUUAAAGAACUAAAGCUGAAACAUAGUUUUGCAAUAUUCUACUGAAAAACAGUGACAAUGCACAAAAGUGUACUGAUAAUUAUCAGUAUUGAGUGCUUGUAUGUUGCUAAUUGACUCUUUAAAUGUCACCAAUGUGUUUUAAAACAAAAAUACACAGCUCCAAAUCUUUAAACCCAUUUAUUGUGGAGCAUAACAAAUAAUUAAAAUUUAAGACUUAACCAAGGACUUUUGCAUAGAUUGAACAGAGUUUUAUGGCUGAAUUGUGCAUUACAUCUCAUUUAUCGACAAACCCCAUUCCAAAAAAAGUUUGAGUGCGGUGUAAAUUGUAAAUAAAAAUAGAAUGCAAUAAUAAAGCUGUAUUUUAUUCACAAUAGAUCACAAACAACAUCAGAUGUUGAAUCUGAGACAUUUUACCAUUUCAUGCAGGGAUUUCAGUACAGAAUCAUGUCUGUUUUAAACUACAGUUCCACCUGAGGGCCCGUAGAUCACAAGCAUCCAUAAUCCAUAAUAAUGACCUUUGGCCUUGUCCCUUGUGCAUAGACAUUCCUCCAGAUCCUUUUAAUGAUAUAAUGACUGUAGAUGUUGGGAUAUUUAAAAUCUUUGCAGUGUCACAUAGAGAAACAUUUUUCUGAAACUGUUCCACAAUUUUAAAUGUAGUUUUUCACAGAUUGGUAAGCCUCUUUCCAUCUUUACUUCUGACAGACUCCCUCUCUAAAAUGCCCUUUUUAUAUCCAGUCAUGUUACUGGAUUGUUGCCAAUUAACCCAAUUAGUUGCAAAAUGCCCCUUCAGCUGCUUUUCAUCAAAACCACUUACUUUUCCAGCCUUUUCUAUUGUGAAUGAAAUAUGGGUUUUUGAGAUUUGAAAAAUCACAGCAUUCUUUUUGUUUUACAUUUUUCACAACGUCCAAUCUUUUUUUGGAAUUGGGGUUGUAGAUACAGUGCAACUUGAUUGCACAGUUUAGAUCUGUUAUUCUGGUCAUUAAGGGGGGCUGAUACAACAAUAUUCCAAGAGAAAACAGAAUUUGUGAGCAGUGAGAUCUUUAUGGGAAGUGAGUCUCAGUUUCUUUUGCGCUAUGCAAAUUAUGAUGAUUUAAGAGAGUUAUUGCUUCAUGAUAGGACUGAACAUUAUUGGAUAAAAGCAGACAUCGUGAUAGUUUUUCUUUCUGUGAUAUAUUAUGCAUGUCUUAUAUUUUUAAAAGGAAAUUGAGCCAGGUAAAUGUAUUGCAUUUUUAUUAUAUUGCAAUGUAAAUUAUUUUAUUUCUUAUUAGGGUUUUAGAGUAACUUUAAGACUUCUAAUACCAUACUGUAAAGUCCUGUGACCGCAGCUUGCUCACUUCAGUCAUUUUACAUUUUAUUUAUUCUGAACUGUAUCAGACGUAUUCAACAUAUCAAUGCCGCCUAGCUACAGUGCUUAACAUAUUUAUUAGACGUUUUAUUAAAGUAAGGUUUAUGCCACAGCUGCCCUAAAUUAAUGGCAUUGGUAAUUACAAAAUUAUUUUUUUAUGUUUCUGCAAUGGUUAAUUCACCAAUAUGUAGAAGCUCUUUAA
Molecule: messenger RNA, 2829 nt
Organism: Cheilinus undulatus (humphead wrasse)
Lineage: Eukaryota; Metazoa; Chordata; Actinopteri; Labriformes; Labridae
Product: C-C chemokine receptor type 4-like
Exons: 3
Coding region: 147-1214 (355 amino acids)
Biological process (GO): chemotaxis; immune response; G protein-coupled receptor signaling pathway
Cellular component (GO): membrane
Molecular function (GO): chemokine receptor activity
Source: RefSeq, a predicted model, not a curated record